UCCAUUCUGCCGUCCCUCCUGCUCCAUCUUCCCUCGUGAAGUAUUACAGCAGUCCGUUCACGGCUUCUUUCACUCCAACACGGCGCAUCUUUCAAAGACGCGGGCUGCCUCCUCACAGGAUUUCUCUCUGUGUGCUCUGCUGUUGUAGUGUGACAACUAGAAAUUGAUCGUCAUGAGCGACCCUACCGUUGGCGACGGCUCGUUGGCCGAAGUCAUGAGUUCCUUGAAAUCCAUACAGCAGACUCAAUCUGACCUUGUGGCUGCCGUCGACUCGCUAAACCAACGAUACCAACAGCUGCCUGUUGACUCUGAUGUCGCCGGCGAGGUCCCUGAAAGAUCUCGAACCCCCGAGCCUUCCGACGUCGUUGGUGAUUCUGCCAAGAGCUCCUCGUCCGAUUUGACCUUGCAGGCCCCAGCUGUGCCCUCGUCGCCCAGCCAGCGUUCCGGUCUUACCUCCCGCAUCAUCCUAACGACUUAUCCAAAGCAGAUCGGCAUCAAUCCUCUUACCAUGAAAUGGGGCGAAUCGGACCCCCAUCGUCGUGGCCCAGUUGUUGUUUCUCGUUCAUCGACUACCAUUGGAAGACGUAACGCUGUCGGAGCCCAUGGUGGUUCUUACUCCAUCUACUAUGCUCUCGCUGUUGCGAGCAAACAACUUAAUCUCGAGCAUAGACCCGACUUCACCAAUACGGAGCCAGCUGCUAAGAUUGGCCCCUUCCCUCAAUGGGGAGAUCCCAAGAAGAUUGUCGCCAUGGAUCCCUGGGGCCAUCUAUCCCCCUGGCUCUUCAAGGACACUAUCGAGAAGCACAAUGUCGAUAUUCGCCCAACAAUCGCCAUCACCAAGGCACAUAUGAAGCUUCCCGAGCUGGAGGAGAGUGUCAAGAGCGGAAGACUUGUUCCCGACGGCAAGGUCUGCCUCAAUGAGCUCGGAGAGCUGGCUGUAACUAAGUUCGCCGUCGAGCCGGUUUGGUAUCUUCCUGGCGUAGCUGAAAGAUUCGACGAGGGGGCCUUGCGAAGGUCUCUCUUCGAACACACUGGUGGAAGCUACCCAGAGCUGAUCACCCGCAACGAUAUCAAGGUGUUCCUGCCUCCCAUAGGUGGCUUGACAGUAUACUGUUUUGGCGAUCCGGCCAAGAUGUCCGACGAGUCGGUACGACUGGCUUUGCGUAUCCACGACGAGUGCAAUGGUAGCGACGUUUUUGGAUCCGAUAUCUGCACUUGCCGCCCUUACCUCAUAUUCGGUAUCGAAGAGGCAGUCAAGGAGGCCCAGAACGGCGGCAGUGGUGUUGUCAUUUACUUCCGGAAAGAGGGCAGAGCCCUCGGCGAAGUGACCAAGUAUCUCGUGUACAACGCCCGUAAGCGGGGCGAAGACCGAGCAUCGGACUAUUUCAAGAGAACAGAGAACAUUGCUGGCGUGAAGGACAUGCGCUUCCAGGCCCUCAUGCCCGAUAUCCUGCACUGGCUCGGAAUCCGCAAGAUUGACAGGAUGUUGAGCAUGAGCAAGUCAGUAGCUUCUCUUCGCCCAAGAUGCCAUGAUGCUAACGUGAACCACAACAGCAUGAAACACGACGCCAUUGUAGGACAAGGAAUUCCCAUUCACGAGCGUGUUGAGCUCCCCGAGGAGUGGAUUCCCGCAGAUUCUCGUGUCGAGAUUGACGCAAAGAUUACUGCAGGUUACUUCACCGCCGGAAAGCGCAUGACAGAAGAAGAGUUGAGAGCUGUGCAGGGUAGGAUGUGGGAAGAUCUCGAUCAUUAGCUCCUGCAAAAUUAGUACUCGCGGGGAGGGGGCGAGAAGAAGCAAUACAGCCAGCUUGGGGUGAUGACACAGGCAGUUGUAGUACUUGGUCUAGAUGAUGAAAAGACGUCGGCUUGGGUUAGAA
This is a messenger RNA of Colletotrichum godetiae, 1877 nucleotides long. Its product is annotated as GTP cyclohydrolase II. Lineage: Eukaryota; Fungi; Ascomycota; Sordariomycetes; Glomerellales; Glomerellaceae. Gene Ontology annotation, molecular function: GTP cyclohydrolase II activity. The transcript is spliced from 19 exons. The coding region runs from base 173 to 1753 and encodes 526 amino acids. The record is from RefSeq and is a predicted model, not a curated record. Gene Ontology annotation, biological process: riboflavin biosynthetic process.